AUCGUGGGGUAUUUUAAGACCGAUAAAAUUCAAACGGAUUAGAAAUGGCACAAUAUGGCGCUUUUCGUUGAUGACGAGAAAUAGUUAUAAAGAUAACAGUUAAGAGGCGCCCUCAUCUAAUAAUGAGAUGAACGACGAAUAGUCUUCGGAAUGGAGAUUAGGAGAGACGAACUAAUCUAACAUGGCGAAUCCGAGGAAAUUUAGCGAAAAGAUAGCUCUACACAAUCAAAAGCAAGCUGAAGAAACAGCUGCUUUUGAACAAAUAAUGAGAGAAGUAAUAGGAGCAACCAGGGGAGCAUAUCAAAAGCAUCAUUUACAUAUAAAUCCUUCAUUGGGUUCUUAUAGAGGUGGAUCACUUCCAAAUGUUAAUCAGAUUGGAAAUAAUAGCAUUGAUUUACAGAGUGCAUUGAACAGCUUAGAAGAUAUGAAACAAGGUAGAGAAACUCUUACUGAAAGAGUACCUCGUGAACGUGGCAGGCAUGCUACACCACAUCGUAAUCGUCAGUUUCCAUUUGAGAAAAGGGCAGAUGUUUCACCUUAUAGUUCAACGUCAUUCCUUUCACCUCCACCUGAUUCUAGUUGGAGAAGAACAAACUCAGAUUCAGCACUUCAUCAGAGUGCAACAAAUCCACAGGAGAACUUCCAUAGUGCCAAUUCUCCUUUGAGCCAGAGGCGUAUAAUAGCAGUUAAUGAUGUGGAUGGCUCUCUUGCAUUAGACAGUGGGCAGAUGAAAAAUUAUUGGGAUCCAAAGAAGCAACAGACUGUCUUACUUCCUCAGUCCCGGCCAAAAUCGUGUGAAGUUCCUGGAAUAAACGUGUUUCCCAGCCAAGAAGAAAAUGCAUUAAUGAUGCAUCAUGUACCUAUGUCUAAUAAUACUGGAUCAUUACCAGAUCUCACCAAUUUGCAUUUCCCUCCACCUUUAACAACACCUUUGGAUGUUGAAGAUCAAACAGCAACAUGUACGUCUUACAACCAACAAACUUUAUUACAUCCAAAUACUUCCACAUUAUCACCUCCCUCUUUAACUCCCCAACGGCAUCAUACUCAUGGCUUAGGCCCAAGUGUCAGUGGUGGAACAUUAAUUCAAACUUGUGGUGGAGGGGGUAGUCGACAUUCUAGUCCUGGUCCAUCUCCAUCUCCUUCCUCUCGUCGUCGUCAUCAUCAUAAUCUUACUAAUAUUGUUAUUGGUGGUUGUAGUCCUCGUCAUCAUAGUCAUCAUGAAACACGUUCUUUACAACAACAACAACAACAACAAGUAUGUAAUUUGCCUUAUGGGCAUGAAGCACCCAGGAUCACAGUGGAGGGCUUAACAGUCGAUACAAAUGCAUUAUCAUUAGACAGUUACGUCUCACAUCAACAAUCAUUUGGAGUUUAUCCACAACAGUCUCCGAACACACAUCAGAACUUUGUAUAUGAGACAGCAGCUCCUACAUCACCAACAUUGCCUCAAAUAUCUACAGGAUCAUAUCGUAGUACUAGUCCAGCGGAUCAUUCAUGCAGUGCUCCAACUUCUCCAGUUUCUCAUAGUUUUUCACCAGCUAGUUCACCUGGAUUAGGACCUACAUCAUCAUUGAGUAAAAGUCCAUUUACAGACACUAAUUAUUAUCAGCAUCAACAACAACAAACAAGUGCUCUUCAGCAUCAGUUGGAACAGUUUAAGAUGAUACCAGAAAGUAAUCUAGUUUGCUCCAGUACCAACAGUAAUACUGUACAUACAAAUUCUGCCAUGUAUAUGCCCUCAAUGGACAGUUGUGAUUGUGGACCAUCAGUUGAGGGUGAUAUAUUAAUGGGUAGAAGUUUAGGAUUACAUUACUCAGAUAACAUUUCACAUGGAAUAAAUUCUUCUCAAGAUGGUCUUGGCAAUAGUAUCAUGUAUUACAAUAUCCCAAAUUUAUCAUCUGAAGCUCCACUACAGUCACCAACUUUGUAUUCAAAAACUGUCAUUUCUCAACACACUGCACCUCAAACUCCACAAACUCCUACUAGUAUUCCAGAUAUUAUUCUAACAGAUCAUUUACAAGCAUUGAACCCAUCAUUAAGUUUUGCUGUCCAGCAUGACACAAAUGAAAUUCCAUUCCUUGAUGACUUAUCACUACAUUCAGCACCUGGAGCAGAUGAUCCAAUGAUGAGGCAAGAUUUUGCAAAGGAACUUGGUUCAGCCAUGGUUAGCAUGUCUGGUUCAUUUGAUUCAGAACUGUUCACUCCUGAUGAUGCUCUUCGUGCAGGUCUCGACCCCAUUGAUUUUGAUGGACUACAGAUUCUCACAGAUCCUGACAUACCAGUCAUUAGUGAUCCUGCAACAGAGGAAACUUUUCGUUUAGAUCGAUCAUAGUUGAUAUGAUCCCCUUGAUAAAUAAGGGGCAAAACUUUAGUGAACUGUUUCAUAUUACAUAUAGUCAUCAUAUUGUGGAUGGUUAUAAAAGUAUUUGGGUGCUGUAUGUUGCUUAUUGAUAUCAUCAUGACUUCUUUUCCAUUCUUUAAAAGUAUUUUUUGUGGUGGUUUUCAAUUUACCAAAACCAUUGUGAAAAGACAAGAACUCUGCAAUAAAAGCAAAGAGUCAUUUUACAUUUAUUAAAAACUAGUGAGUGUUUCUGUUCACUUGUAUAUGUGUGGAACCUCUCGAAACAAGCUCAGAAUUAUUUCUCUUAAGACUACCUAAGGACUUGGUUUAGGAGUACAUUAUGUGGAAUAUAUAUAUAUAGACUCCCAAAUUUCUUGAUUGUGUACAUAUCUAUAUCAGCCAUAAAUUCUAUAGCUUGCUCUGAAUAUCAGAACAUGAAGAUGUGUUGCAGUAUUAAGAAUUCAAGAAAGAAAAAAAAAGAAUGAAGCUCUUAUCUGUACAAAUAACAUGACCAAAGCAGGAGCUUCAGGUUUCAUAAAUAAUAAAUUCAUUCUGUAAAUUACUUGCAUAUGCCAUCUUAUCUCAAGUUGAUUUAUCAAUUGCAUAUGCAUAUUAUAAAAUGGAAUAUUCAAACUCAUUGGAAACUGGUCUUUAGGGUCCAAAACACUAUUUUAAAAAAAUUAAUUGUAAAAAUUUUUUGUCAUAAAAAUUGUUAAUUGCUACAAAAACAUUUUACACAUUUAUGAAAUUUGCUUAUUAUUAAUAAUUUAAACCUAACAUUAUAUUAAAAAUAUAAAAUUUAUAAGGAAUGGAAAUCAUAAAAUGCCAUUAUUGUAAUAUUAUUUAUUUUCUUGUACAUUUGUAAGAAUAUUACAUAAUCACAAAUAAUUGUAUAAAGUAUAUUUAAAAAUUUAGCAUCGGUCAGUUUGUUUUGGACCAUAAAGGCUUUCGACUGGAAUGAACUAUCAUUGUUAAUGUAGUUCUACAUUUUAUUAAUCUUUUAUUAUAAUGUUCAGUCAAAUUCCAAAUCUCUACAUGCAUAAGAUAAGCUUGUCUUUAAUGGACAUUCAGUCCAUUUUAAACUUAAAAAAGCUUAUGUGAUGUGUACAGCCAUUUGAAAAUACAUUUUUAUUCAUGUCAUUUACUGUGCAUCUCUCAUAGUUGUAUAUCUCUUGUUCUUUACAGUUUAGAUAAUUAAUCAACUUCUUUGGUGAUAUUAAUUCUCCCAUGUUAACUGUGGCACAGAACCAAUUUAAGAUCAAAACAGUUUGGUUUUGGCUAAUUUGGCUCUGCACUAUGUCUUUAUAAAUAAAUAUAAAUUGAUGUGGAAGAUUUUAAUACUUUUCUCAAUUCCUCUCAUUUUAUUACAAAUUCACUGUUUCUUGUUAAUAAAAAAAAAAUGUGAAACAAAAUGUAAAAUAAAAAUACUUGAAAUUUGUUCAUUUAUAAAAUUUAAAGCAAUGUUAUUCAUGGAUAUAGUGCAGAGUAAUAAUUGUUAAUUCCAUAAAAUUUGUAUACUAUUUAGUGCAAUUAGAAAAAACCAUUGUUGUAAACUUUCCCCUUCACAUCAUUAAAAAAUAUGUGCAAUAAAACUAAUUUGAUUAAAAGCAUGAGAUAUACAGAAUGAAAGAGAUAUACCAUAUUAAAUUUUAUUUUAGAGUAUAAUUUGUUUUUAUUUCACAAAGUAGAUACCUCAUUGCUCAUAAAAAGUAUAUAUAUAUAUAUAUAUAUAAUCAGUUGUUUUUAUAUAUUGUAUCUGAGUUGUAGAUUUUAGAGGCCUGUUGAACAAAUGAAUUUAAAUACAUUUAUUGAAACUUGUAAAAUAAGAAAAAACUGUUGAAAAAUUGAAUCAAGUUAUGAAAUAAAAGCAAAAUAUUUUUAUUUUAUAUCUUGAUUAAAUAUCUAUUUCCAUGCAAACAGAUUUUUAGAUCAUAUAAAACUUUUUAUGAAAUCUGUCAAAAAAAAUUUAUUGAAAAAGUUUUACUAUAAUUCUGAUUGCAUGUAAAUAUUGUAUAUUUAUUCAAAAUAAAACUUCUUAAGAAUUAACUUUAGCAAGUUUUUUUUUUCAUUAAGUAAUAUAAGUUUUUAGUAUGAUAUGACUUUGGAAAGCAUUUUAUUGUUUUAUAUUGCUUAGAAAAUUAAAUCAUUCAUAUUUAAUUUGCAAACAGAAUUAACUUUUUAUUUAAAUGAGUCAGUGUUUCGCCAAAUUGUUUGCCAAACAUCCAUGUACAAAUUAUGUGUGAUCAUUAAGUAAGUUAUUGAUUUAACUUUUUUCUAAUGCAGAUGCAUGCAUUUAAUUUAUUGGAAUAUCAAAAAUUCAAUAGAAAAACUUUUGUGAGCUGUUUUGAUGUUCAAGAUUCAUAGCUGUACUGUGUUAUUUGACAACACAGGAUUUCAGCUAUAGUUUUAUAAAAUUAAAUUGAACUUAAAUAGCUAGUUAAUUUUAGUGUUGUUUCUAUCUAUGCAUAUUAUAUACAAUUUUUAUAAUAAAAAAAUUAAUAAAUAAUUGAGAAAUGUUACGAUGAUUAGAAAUCUGUACAUUUAACAAUGUUAACUCUUGUUCCAUAUUGAAUAGUUGAUAAAUAAUGCAGAACAGGAAAAUUAAAUCAUUGACUUACUGUAAAUAUUGGUAAAUGUAUAGUUAUUAUAUAUCAUAAUGUACAUUUUACACGGUAUCCUUAUUAAAUGUAAUUUCAAGAUAUUUAUAGGUGUUAAUAAUCAAAGAAGAUUGUGAUGAUAAACUGCUUUUAAAGCAGUUGGUCAUCAUAGUUGUAAAGAAGAGACUUUGUGUAAAUGGAUGUUUGGAAUAAUGAAGGCAAAUUUUAUACAACUUUGGGCAUUUUAAGACUAUAUAUUUCCACUUAAGAUUUUCUUCCUUGUACAUAAAUCUGUCAUAAUAAAUGUUUUUAAAUUCCACUAAAUUUAUACUUCCAGUGUUGUUAUACGAUUGUUAAAAAUUAACAAAAUAUCAUUGUUUGAAAUUUUUUCUUAUUAUAAAUAUGAUGUAAUUAAAAAAUAACCUAAUACAGUUCUAAAUUUCACUUUAAUUUGGAAGUGAUGUGUAGGGGAAAAUUUUAAUGCUUCUGAUGUAAGGAUUGUGUAUGUAUGUUAUUUAAAGUAACUUGUUGGCUUGUUUUUUGGAAUGUUGUCUACUUUGUGAAGUCUAUAAUAAAAUUUAUUCAUUCAGUAA
Molecule: messenger RNA, 5531 nt
Organism: Centruroides sculpturatus (bark scorpion)
Lineage: Eukaryota; Metazoa; Arthropoda; Arachnida; Scorpiones; Buthidae
Product: CREB-regulated transcription coactivator 1-like
Exons: 14
Coding region: 182-2332 (716 amino acids)
Biological process (GO): protein homotetramerization; positive regulation of transcription by RNA polymerase II
Cellular component (GO): cytoplasm; nucleus
Molecular function (GO): cAMP response element binding protein binding
Source: RefSeq, a predicted model, not a curated record